UCUCUCUCUCUGUCUCUCUCUCAAUUUCAUCCCUGUAAUCUGACCAUGAGAAAGAUCAGACUCCUAAAGCGUCUAAGCUUCCUUCCCGUCCGACCACACUACAGUCUCACCAUUCCCAUCCUUCCAAACCAACCCCACCGACCCUUCUCGUCUCCCACUCCAGAUUCUCAAGAUCCGACCGUCCAUCUCCUACACAACGCAAUCCUAUCGUCCCAAUGGCACUCCAUUCCCUCAAACCUCUCCCCAUCUCAAAUCUCCACCGCCCUUUCCAACCUCCACUCCUCCCCCCAUUGCGUCCUCUCGUUCAUCCAACGGCUGGAAUUCAACCGCCUCGAUCUUCCUUCCAUCUCCCUUGCCGUCGUCAUCCUCUCCCGUCUCCCAUCGCCCCGCCCUGCUCUCAAUCUCCUAAACCAAGCAAUCGCCGCCAACCUCGCAUCCAACCGUCAGAUCUUCGACGCGCUAGCCGCUGCCCGCGGCCAGCUGAAAUCUACGCCGACCCAUGUCUUCGAUCUCCUGAUCAAAGCUGCCUGCGAAUCGAACAAACCCGAUGACGGCUUGCAGACCUUCUAUCUCAUGAAAACCAGCAAAUUGCUCCCCAAGAUCGAAUCUUGCAACAAUCUUUUGUCGUCAUUCUUGCGGUCGAAACGGACAGACAAAACCUGGCUCUUGUAUGCUGAGAUGUUCCGGUCGAAAAUCCCAUCGACAGUCAUCACAUUCAAUAUCAUGAUCAAUGUGUUGUGUAAAGAAGGGAAACUGAAGAAGGCGAAAGCUUUCAUAUCCUUCAUGGAAGACUUUGGAUUCAAACCAACCGUUGUGACGUAUAAUACAGUAAUUCAUGGGUACUGUUCUAAGGGGAAGAUUGAAAGCGCAUUUGAGAUGCUCGAUGAAAUGACUGAAAAGGGUAUUGACCAUGAUUCUUAUACUCAUGGCUUGAUGAUAAGCGGGCUGUGUAAGGAGGGUAGAUUGGAAGAGGCAUCUGCAUUUUUUCAGAAAAUGGUGGAUAAUGGGUUGAUUCCAAAUGCAAUUACUUAUAAUACUUUGAUUGAUGGGUAUUGUAAUAAAGGGAAUUUGUCGAGGGCGUUUUCAUAUCGGGACGAAAUGUGUACAAAAGGGAUUGAGCCAACGGUUUGUACUUUUAAUCCACUCGUGCAUGCGUUGUUUAUUGAAGGUAGGAUUGAUGAGGCGGAUGCAUUGGUUAAGGAAAUGGAGGGGAGGGGUGUUAGUCCAGAUGCAGUCACAUACAACAUUUUGAUCAAUGGGUAUUGCAAAGAAGGGGAUGUGAAGAAGGCAUUUGAGUUGUUCGAUGAAAUGUCAAGUAAAGGUGUCCGUCCGACAAAUGUGACUUACACAUCACUGGUUUAUGUUCUUUGUAAGACGAAUCGAAUGAGUGAGGCGAAUGGGUUGUUUGAACGAGUACGGAGUGAGGGGUUGAAGCCGGAUGUCGUCAUGUUCAAUGCUUUGAUUGAUGGAUAUUGCUCGAAUUCAAACAUGGAGCGGGCAUUUUUGCUUCUGAAGGAGAUGGAUAGGAGGAAUGUGCGUCCUGAUGAGGUUACGUACAAUACAUUGAUGCGGGGAUUGUGUAUGGUGGGGAAGGCUGAUGAGGCUCGUGGACUGCUGGAUGAGAUGAGAGGGAGGGGAAUUGAACCAGAUUUUAUCAGUUACAAUACUCUUAUUAGUGGGUAUAGCAGGAAAGGCAAUAUGAAUGACGCAUUUAAAUUUCGGGAUGAGAUGCUGAAUAGAGGCUUUAAUCCGACUCUUCUUACUUAUAAUGCGCUCAUACAAGGACUUUGUAAGAAUGAAGACGGAGAUCAAGCAGAGGAGCUCCUUAAGGAGAUGGUAAGUAAAGGCAUCACUCCUGAUGACAGUACGUACAUCUCUUUGAUUGAGGGCCUUAGCGAAGGUGAUGGCUUGGUGGUGAGUAAUGGGGUGUAAAUCCAUUCUUUCGUUGGAAGAAUGCAUGCUAAUAUCAGUGUUUGGUUGAAACAUGUGAUCCUAUUUCAAGGAAAUCAAUUUCCAGUUGGUGGGAGCUGGGAGGCAAUAUGCAACAUGUUUUUGAGGGACACAUAAGGUCCAGUUGAGCAUUUGUUCAGCCCAAUAAGUUGUGAAUGCAAGGACCGCCAUUUCGUAAUCCGGUCUUUCAUAUGGAUGACCAUGAUGGAUGGGAGAUACAAGAAAGAAGUUUCCCCACUGGAUGAGUCUAGCUAUCUUAUUGGGCCCUAUUAAAUCUUAACUAUCGUCUAGUUUCAUCGGAUGGCUACAAGCAUUGGAUAGGAGAUAUCUAGGGCGUGAUCCAUCACAUGAGGUGUCCCACUCUCUCAACUCAUUGACAUGGUUGUCUGUUGGUCCUGCCCGAAGUGGCAUGGGAGAACUUGCAGGCACUUAUUAUUGGCUUUUCUUGUCAGUGGAAACCUUAUGAGUUCUCGGUGAAAUAUAGGCAAGGUCUUUUCUCUGAUGCUUGGCAAAUGACCCCAAAAUUGAGUAUGUGAUCCCUCUGUGGAAGUUCGUCACUUUCCAAGAGUCCCAACCUUCAUGUGGCUGGCUAUCAAGCAGAAAAUCCUAAUGAUAGUUGCAUCAUUGAGGUUCACCCAUUCCCAACAGGUGUGUCUUGUACAAAGGCAGUGAGGAGAGCAGCACUCAUCUUCUUCUACAUUGCCAAAUUGCCUAGGCGGCGUGGAAUUUCUUUCAAGCAAAGUUCAAGAUGGAGUGGUCUUUGUGCACAGUGUUGGAGGAGCAAUUCAUCAGUUGGCACGAUAGCCUUUUCAGCAGCAAAAGAAACUCUUUGGAACCUCACUCCCUUUGCACUUUGUUGGGAAAUAUGGAAAGAGAGGAAUAAUAGAAUCUUCAAUGACAUUCAAAGUUCCCCGGAGACCUAGCUGGACAAAAUCAAAGGGAAUAAAUAUCAUUGAAUGUGUUGCGUUAUGCAAAUCUCUUCGCUGGGAUGUCUGCCUCUGAGAUCAGCAGUGAAUGGCCAACAUCUUGGCUUAGCUCCUAGACCUGUUUAAACACUUCGUUUAACUCUGGCAGUUUUAUUUUUUGUUUUCUUGUUUGGUUGUAUUGCCAGUUUUUCUUCUCAGCAUUUUAUCGCUUUUUUCUAUAACAGAUAAACAGUGACUUGCUCAAAAUAAAUAAAUUAAUAAAAGUGAAUGAUUGCUAUAAAAUAAUGAUAUACCAAUUGAGAUUAAAAAAAAAGGAAUUGAAGAUUACCUUCUUUGGUUGUGUACGUGUGCUCUUUAAUUGUUAAUACAGGAGUAUUUUUUUGGUGAUA
Molecule: messenger RNA, 3265 nt
Organism: Magnolia sinica
Lineage: Eukaryota; Viridiplantae; Streptophyta; Magnoliopsida; Magnoliales; Magnoliaceae
Product: pentatricopeptide repeat-containing protein At2g15630, mitochondrial
Exons: 2
Coding region: 46-1932 (628 amino acids)
Molecular function (GO): protein binding
Source: RefSeq, a predicted model, not a curated record